GACAUGAUGUUACUGCCCUUUUCCCCUCCCCCCUACACCUCUCUCUUCCCUGUUUUCCUUCUACUCCUCCUUUUCCUUCCUCCAUCCCUUGUCUCCUCUUCCCUUUCCCACACGCCGUUGAGCUGGACUUCGCCUCAUGACCCCUGCUACCAACUAGACGGCCGCCCACGACACUGUCUGUCGGAGUUCAUCAACGCCGCCUAUGGCAUCCCCGUGAAUGCUAGCCACUCGCUACAAGGGCCUGAUUAUGACAGCAACAUCACCACCUUGACGGACCUCCACAACCCCCACAACCUCACCUGCUGGAUGGCCCACAGAGGUCCUGACACCGGAGAAUGGGUCCUCACGCUACCUCUGGGCCGCCGCUUUGAGAUCACCUACAUAAGUUUGCAGUUCUGCCAGCAGGGGGAGCCAUCAGACCCCAUCUCUAUCUCCAUCCUCAAGUCGAUGGACUAUGGGCGGACCUGGAGACCAAUGCAGCACUACUCCAGUGACUGCCUUGGGAACUUCGGGCUGCCCUCCCAGACGGUGGCCCAGACAAGGCACCAAGAAACAGAGCCGCUCUGCUCAGACCCUCGCCCACUGCAAAAGCAAAGGGGCGGCAUGGUAUUGGCCUUCUCUACCUUGGACGGACGGCCAUCCUCUCCUGAUUUUGACCAUAGCCACACCCUCCAGGAUUGGGUGACGGCCACGGACAUCCGUGUGGUCUUCCACCAGGUGUCCAAAGAUGCCAAGGUGGGCAACAUGGAUACGAAAGAAGAAGCACGAUGGCGUGAUGGUGCAGAAGAUGACAGAGGGACUGGGCUUCUGAGGUGGAGAUCGGGCCACAAGGGGCGCACUGGAGAUCAGGUCGCCAAGUUAAACACAGAUAAUACACUGGCAUUUUUUGAAAGGGAGACAGAAAACUCAGAGAUAAGGGGGGGGAACAAAGGGGAGAAAGUGGACAAACAUGGAAGGAAGGGUCAUUAUAAAGGGUCCAGUCAGGACGAAGAUGGACACAAUGUGACCAGCAAAGAAGGGGGCGAUAGUUUUAGUUCGGACACAUUUGCUUCAUCAAAGAAAGGCGGGAAAGGCAGAGGGCGAGGCCGCAAGAAGGAACACAAUCAUUGGCUGCCUUGCCCAAAUGGAGACUGCAAUUGGACAGUUGAGGGGCAGAGCAGGAGCAACAAGGGGCGGGAACUGAGGAAGAGGAGGAACAAUAUGCUCAACACAAAGCAAAGCUCCAGGAAUCUGCAGGUGGCCCCACCCUCUGCUUUUACCUCUGCUGUCCGAGCUCCUCUAGCCCUCUCUGACCUGCAAGUUGGCGGCCGGUGUAAAUGUAACGGACAUGCUUCCAGGUGUCGGCGUGACGACACAGGCCGAGCGAUGUGCGUGUGCAAGCAUCACACAGCAGGGCCAGACUGUGACAUGUGCGAGGAUUUCUACUGCGACAGACCAUGGCAUCGAGCUACACCCACACACCCAAACCCCUGUGUUGCCUGUGAGUGUAACGGCCAUUCAAACAAGUGCCGCUUCAGCAUGGAGGUGUUCCAGCAGUCGGGCCGGCGUAGCGGAGGUGUGUGUCAGAAGUGUCGCCACCACACGGCCGGGCGCCACUGCCAGUACUGCCAGAAUGGAUACACUCGCGACCACAGCAAGCCGUUGAACCACCGCAAGGCCUGCCAAUCGUGUCAGUGCCAUCCUUUGGGCGCAGUGGGUAGCUGGUGUAACCAGACAUCAGGUCAGUGUCUGUGUCGAGAAGGGGUAACCGGCCUCAGGUGUAACCGCUGUGCCCCGGGAUACAAACAGGGCAAGUCCCCCCUGCGGCCCUGCAUACGAAUUCAAGAGGUCGCUCCGACCCCAGUGUACCAACCUCAAUACAGCAUAGCGGAGGAGUGUGUUUCAUACUGCCAGCCCUCUCAGGUUAAAGUCAGGAUGAACUUGGAGACCUAUUGUUUCAAGGACUACGUGCUGAAGGUGCAGGUGAGAGGAAUGGAGCGUUCAGGUCCCUGGUGGCAGUUCUCCAUCUCAGUCCAAACCGUCUUCCGCACAGGGUCCACCUCCCGCGUUCGUAGGGGCCCCCACUCCCUCUGGGUCCCUGACCGCGAUCUUGGCUGCGGCUGCCCCGCCUUGCAUGUGGGCCGGACCUUCCUCCUGAUUGGUGCAGAGGAAGGGGAGCGGGGCUGGGGGCCUGAGGAGAGUCGCCUGGUGGCGGACCGCUCCACCCUGGCCCUCCAGUGGCGGGAACACUGGAGCCCCAAACUGAGGGGCUUCCGGGGGCAGGACAAGAGGGGCCGCUGCCCGCCAAAAUCCCCCAACAACCACCAGCACCACCACCACAGGGAACAAACAAAUCCCCAGUCUGGGUACAUCCCCCCUCACCUGCUGACUGAGAAAGACACGGAGCCUCGCAGUGUGAACACACACUCUGUGAACGUGGCUGAUACUCAGACCUCAGUGGUGCUGCACACACACUCUCACACAGACGCUGAGGUCAAAUCCACAAAGGCAACCUCCUCGCCAACUCUACCCUUUCUGGUGUGCUCUACUCAAGGUCCUGGAUGAAAAACAAAAACCACAAGGAGAUAACAGGAAGAGUUUUUAUAAUCCACUUUCUGGAUAUUCUGCAAAAAGAGAAAAACUACAAGAAAAGUGCUCUUUUUUUACAGUUUCUCCUGAAGGUUUCAGGAGAAACAGGCCUGACUUUGCUUCAGAGAAACUCCACAACACACAUAAACACAAACACCUGUUAUGUGAUGUUCAAACGCUUAUCUAAAAAUGUGAAGAAACACACAUUUCUUGUUUUAUCUUUUAUCUUGGAGGGAAAAGGUCAGCUUUCAAU
Messenger RNA from Micropterus dolomieu (smallmouth bass), 2821 nucleotides. RefSeq names its product netrin 5 (gene ntn5). Bases 4 to 2544 code for a protein of 846 amino acids. Gene Ontology annotation, molecular function: protein binding. Lineage: Eukaryota; Metazoa; Chordata; Actinopteri; Centrarchiformes; Centrarchidae. The transcript has 6 exons. The record is from RefSeq and is a predicted model, not a curated record.